UUGCAGAAGGUUGCUCCAGCGCCCGCGAGGCCCGCCCGGCAGACCGGAGCCGCGACGGUGUGAUCUUGUUGGCAGCUUCGCGGAGCCCAGAUGAGACAUGGAGGAGCCCGUCCCCGCUGGUGGUGGCGGAGGAAGGGGCCCUGAAGCCACGCCAGGGGAGAUCGCUGGGCAGUCCCGGGAGAGAAGCAGGCAGAAGGUCCCGGGGAAGGAUGCGCCCGGCUCUGAUGCGCAGUGCCGGCUCUUCCGCCAGUUCCAGUUUCGUGCGGUCGAGGGCCCCCGGGAGAUCUGCAGCCAACUUUACCAUCUUUGCUGUCAGUGGCUGAAGCCAGAGCAGCACACCAAGAGCCAGAUGCUGGACUUGGUAAUCCUGAAGCAGCUCCUGACUGUCCUGCCCCCGGUCGUUGAGAGCUGGAUCCGGGAAUGUGGAGCAGAGAGCAGUUCUCAGGCUGUAGCUCUGGCAGAAGGUCUUCUCUUGAGCCAGGCAGAGGAUCAGGAGGAGAAAGGCCAGCAGGGACGGGAUGUUUUUAGAGGACUUGCCGCUGAUUUCCCUGAGAUACUGAAAGCUCCAUCAGAAACAAGUCCAAGAGAUGUACAGAUGUGGAUAACCCAGGAAAGUGACAUAGCUCCUGCUCCGCAGAAUGAUGGGAGAAAGCCGGCAUCGGGCACUCAAGCUUUGCUUUAUGAUGGAAAGAAAACUGUUUCAGUACAUUCAGAUUGGAGUCGGAUGUGCUUUAAGGAUGUGGCUGUGCAUUUUUCGGAGGAGGAGUGGGCUAUCCUGGUUCCUGAACAGAAAAUUCUGCACAGGCAAGUCAUGGAGGAGAAUCUGGAGAUUGUGGCCUCCCUUGAGAGAGAACUCUUGAAAUCCAAGGAACAUGGUAGGAAUUUUGUUGAGAAGAUGACCUUCGAUUCUCAUCAUGAAACUCACCUUGGAAAGAAACCUCAUGAAUGCUUGGAGAGUGGAAAGAGUUUUCCGGUGAGGUCAAAGCUUAUGUAUCAUGAGAGAAGUCACACAAGGGAAAAACCAUACAAAUGUUUGGAGUGUGGGAAGAGCUUCCGUUACAACUCAACCCUCAGUAAACAUCAAAGGGUUCACACAGGGCAGAAAUCUUAUCGAUGUCUGCAGUGUGGCAAGAGCUUUAUCGAAAGGACAAACCUGACAUGUCAUAGGAUUCACACUGGGGAGAAACCACAUAAAUGCCUGGAGUGCGGAAAGCGCUUCACUUGUAAGUCACACCUCAUUGCUCACCGAAGAGUCCACGCUAGGGAAAAACCCUAUCAAUGUUUGGAGUGUGGGAAAAGCUUUAAUAAUAAAACAAAUCUUGCUGCUCAUCAAAGAAUUCACACAGGAGAGAAACCGCACUGCUGCUUUGUGUGCCGGAAGAGCUUUUCAAAGAAGCCAUGUCUCACUUCCCACACAGCAACUCACCUGCCAGAGAAACUGUACUCCUGUUCAGAGUGUGGAAAGAAACUAAGUGGCAUUGAGGCCCUCAAUACACAUCAAAAGAUUCAUACAGGGGAGAAACCAUACAAAUGUGUAGAGUGCGGGAAACGUUUCCUUGUGAGAUCAAAACUUAUAUACCAUCAGAAGACUCACACCAGGGAGAAACUGCAUAAAUGCUUGCAGUGCGGAAAGGCCUUCUGUCAUAAGGGACAUCUCGUUGCCCACCAAAGGAUCCACAUGGGAGAAAGACCCUAUCGAUGCUUGGAGUGCGGGAAAAGCUUUAAUAACGAAGCGAAUCUCACUUCUCAUCAAAGAAUUCAUACGGGAGAGAAGCCAUAUCAGUGCUCCCUGUGUGGGAAAAGCUUUUCUCAGAAGGCACGCCUGGCGUCUCAUUCUGUGACUCACCUGGCAGAGAAACCAUACGCCUGCUUGGUGUGUGGAAAGAAACUGAGUUCCAUCGAAACCUUCAGCCGCCACCAAAAGAUUCACACAGGGGACAAACCAUACCAGUGCUUGGGAUGUCGCAAAAACUUCUUUCUGAGGUCCGAGCUUACAUAUCAUCAAGUGACUCACACGGGGGAGAAGCCGCAUAAAUGCCUGGAGUGCGGAAAGGGUUUCGGUCGGAAAGGGCAUCUCAUUGCUCACCAAAGGAUCCACACGGGGGAGAAGCCCUACCCGUGCUUGGUGUGUGGGAAGAGCUUCAGCUACAAAACGAACCUCAUUGCUCACGAAAGGAUCCACACGGGGGAGAAGCCCUACCCGUGCUUGGUGUGCAGGAAGAGCUUCUCUCAGAAGGCACGCCUGACCUCUCACGCAGCAACGCACCUGCCAGAGAAACCGUACGCCUGCUCACAGUGCGGAAAGAAACUGAGUUGUAUCGGAGCCCUCAAUACACAUCAGAAGAUUCACACGGGGGUGAAACCACACAAAUGCUCAGAGUGUGGGAAAACGUUUCUUCUGAGAUCAAAGCUAGCCUACCAUCAGAGGACUCACACAGGGGAGAAACCGUACAAAUGCGUAGAGUGCGGAAGGAGUUUCAGUUGCAAGGCUACUCUGACGUCCCACCAGAGAAUUCACACCGGAGAAAAACCAUAUAAGUGUUUGGAAUGUGGGAAACGUUUCUCUAGGAAGCUCGCGUCUCAUCAAAGGACUCACACCGGGAACAAGUCGUGCAAGGGAAACACUUGAGGCGUGGAACGUCCUCCGUUCCAUACACCUUGUAUGUCAAACUCAUUGAUGGGAGAAACCGUGUAUGUGUUAUAGUCAGAAAUUAUGCCUCAUUUCUCAUUAAAGAAUUCCAAAAUGUAAAUUAAAA
Molecule: messenger RNA, 2756 nt
Organism: Candoia aspera
Lineage: Eukaryota; Metazoa; Chordata; Lepidosauria; Squamata; Candoiidae
Product: zinc finger protein 420-like
Exons: 5
Coding region: 98-2629 (843 amino acids)
Biological process (GO): regulation of DNA-templated transcription
Source: RefSeq, a predicted model, not a curated record